Molecule: messenger RNA, 1137 nt
Organism: Drosophila hydei
Lineage: Eukaryota; Metazoa; Arthropoda; Insecta; Diptera; Drosophilidae
Product: seminase-like
Exons: 1
Coding region: 25-987 (320 amino acids)
Biological process (GO): proteolysis
Molecular function (GO): serine-type endopeptidase activity
Source: RefSeq, a predicted model, not a curated record
GUGAGAGUUCAGUACAUUAUCAAAAUGGAUCAACGAUGGCUGCUGCUUCUGAUUGUCUGGCUGCCAACAAUUUUGUGCAAAAUAUACAGAACCAACAUCAUGAGAAAAACGAAAAUUAAGGACCGCUUGUGGGGGGGUGUGGGCCAAAAUACGGACAACUAUCAAGGUGGAUUUUUGGUACAAAUUAAAAAUGCCAUAGAUCAAUCGUUUUCGUGUGGUGGUUCAUACCUCGCACCAUUAAUUGUGCUGACAUCCGCCAAUUGCGUAACACCGUUCCGUUACCAAACUUAUGCAUCUUACGCGAUAACAACUGCCAAUUUAGAAGAAGAGGAAAACACCCAUUCCCUGGUAACUAUGAUAUUCAUUCCGGAAGACUUUCAGUACAUGCAUACGACUGAUGACCUUGCGGUAGUAAAAUUAAACAGACCGUUAGAAGGCUUAUUGACUGAGUUCAUAGGUAUUGCCAAACAAGCGCCUGAAGGUAACAUAACUUUGAGCACAUUAGGCUGGGGCCAUAGCAAAAUGAUGUAUCAACAGGCUUCGGAAGACCCUCUAUUAGUGAAUUUGACGCAUAUAGACUAUGAAAGUUGUCUUGAUCGCCUCGGUAAGAACAAAUACUUUUUGUCAGAAACAUCAGCUUGUGCACUGGAGCCAAAGAGUAUGUAUGAAUGCAUCUACGAUGGCGGCUGUCCUGUAAUUUUUGAGGAUAAGCUCGUUGGAAUCAUAUCCAUUGGCUUUUCUUGUAGGAAUACAUCGAAUCCCGCAAUAUAUACGAACUUGGUUCUACUUAGAGAAUACCUUAAAAUAACUAUAAUCAACUCAUACUAUUUGAGCAAUAGAGUCCGCGGAAAAACGAUGAACACAUUAAUGUUCGUAAAAACAGAUAACGGCUUCAAAAGAUACAAACCACUCAAAAAACGUCGCCCGAAAAAAAAACCCCGGAAACAUGCAAAAAAUUCCAAAUGGGAAAAACAUCAGCGACAGUAAAUCCGAACCUUAUUUUCAAAGUUAUGUAUAAAAAAAUAGUUAUCCUGUAAACUAUGAAAAAAAAAAAACAGAAAUUAAAUCAACUAAAGAAAUACAAUCAAACAGAAAUAUUCCAAGAUAUCCAGUACUCAUGUCAUCAAUAAGUCACUU